Molecule: messenger RNA, 559 nt
Organism: Cimex lectularius (bed bug)
Lineage: Eukaryota; Metazoa; Arthropoda; Insecta; Hemiptera; Cimicidae
Product: chromatin complexes subunit BAP18
Exons: 4
Coding region: 27-458 (143 amino acids)
Cellular component (GO): MLL1 complex; NURF complex
Source: RefSeq, a predicted model, not a curated record
AACCAGAAACAUUCCAACUUGCUAGAAUGAAUUCAGCGAGCAAGGUCGGAGAAAUUUUUACAGCAGCAGGAGCGGCUUUCAACAAGCUGGCAGAGCUGACGCUGCAACUACAUCCAAGCGCAGACUCACCGUCAGGGGGUAAAUGGACUGAGGAAGAUAUUGAUAUGCUGCAAUCGGCAAUAAUCAAAUUUAACGAAGACCUAAAUCUUGUGAGCGAAACCAUCAAAAGGAGGACAGUGUCCCAGAUAAGGUCGACGUUGAAAAAGAAGGCUUUCGAAGAUGCUGGUAUACCCGUGAGCAGGCAGUUGGUCACCUCGCAGCCGCAGCAGGGGAUGCUAGGCAAGUCGGCUGAAGUUACGCUCAACAUGCUCAACGCCCAAGAGACAGAAGUGGACGUCGAGGGAAUGCACGAACACGUAAAAUUAGAGUUUUCGUCUCACGAAGAGGUCAACACAUGAAAAAUUUUCUUGUAAUUUUGUCAAAGAGUGAAAAAUGUAAAUACGAACGUUUUUUUGUGCGUGAACUUUUGUGUAAACUUUAAUUGUAUUUUAACUUAAUU